Molecule: messenger RNA, 643 nt
Organism: Melitaea cinxia (Glanville fritillary)
Lineage: Eukaryota; Metazoa; Arthropoda; Insecta; Lepidoptera; Nymphalidae
Gene: pen-2
Product: gamma-secretase subunit pen-2
Exons: 3
Coding region: 129-434 (101 amino acids)
Biological process (GO): Notch receptor processing
Cellular component (GO): gamma-secretase complex
Source: RefSeq, a predicted model, not a curated record
ACACUAGAACUUAAUCGUGUAUGACACAUUCAAUGACAUCCUGACAUAAAACAAAAAAAAAAUCAGUCCUUUAAACUCCAAAGCUCUUUGAAAUCCUUGUUUUUAUAAUAAUUUAACAACAAAACAAAAUGGAUUUAAACAGGCUGAGUGAUACUAAAAAGCUUCAACUUUGUAGGUGGUAUUUUAAAGUUGGUUUAGUGCUACUGCCGUUUGUGUGGGCGGUGAAUGCGAUCUGGUUUUUUAAAGAAGCAUUCAUCAGACCACCUUUUGAAGAACAGAGGCAAAUAAAAAAAUAUGUAAUUAUGAGCGGAGCAGGUGCAAUAACUUGGGCGGUAGUGUUGAUAUCGUGGGCCGUGGUUUUCCAGCUGCAGCGAGUGUCCUGGGGCUCCACGGGGGAUGCACUAUCCUUCAUAGUGCCUUUAGGACGCGCUUAGCCAAGCUUAUAGUCAAACUAAAUUUAGAAUACUGUGUUGAAUUUAAGUGAAAUUGUGACGCUUGAUUGUAUUUGCAAUUUAUUUGCAGCUUGGCUAGUAAUAUACUCAAUUUAGAAUAUGCCUGACAGGGUAGGCAUUCUCAAAUUGACAGUAUUCUUAGGGUUCGUCUAUUGAUCACGUGAGGCCUGGAGUCACAAGGUGUGGGACUG